GGGCAGGAACGUCGGUAGUUCGGUAGAUCCUGUGCCGGUGCAGGGCGGUGCGGCUGGCACGGUGCUUCCGCGAUGUAGGCAGGAUUCCAGGACUGAGAAGUUCCAGCAUUCGUGACAGCAGCGCAGCAGGUGUCGGAACCGGGUGACCAUGAACAGGCCAGGAAGAGCAGCUGCACGAAGUAAAGGUGGUGUUUCUGGACCAGACUUUACUGUACCACGCUUUGACAAGACUGUAUGACAAGCCUCCUCAAGGAGAAUUUUACAUGGGCCGUGAGAUCGCCAUGAACUUGACCAUGGGCAUGUGGGUCAAUAGGGGCCUCCCCGUUAUCCUACGCAAGACACUUCACCAGCGCACCCGAUGGAUCAUCGAGUCCGGCCUACCCGAGUGGAAUCGACUCAGCAUCAUCCAGCGGGCCAAGCAGAGGAGCCAGACCGGGACGGCGGGGGCGCAGUCCUUCACCUUCCACACCAUCCGCGUGGAGGACGUGAGCGGCCUCUUCUACCUGAUGGUCGCCUGCUUCUCCGUCUGCCUGCCGGCGGCCCUGCUGGAGCGCGUGACGUUCGCGCUCGGCGAGCGUCGCUGCUGCCGCCGUCGGCGCCGCGUGCGCGCUGCUUGAACGGGGAGCUACGCUCGACUGCAGCGUAGCUGACGCAGCGGUAACGCAUCACGGCGCUGCACUCGCCUGCUGCUGCAGCACUUCUUGUCGAAUACGUAGAAGAGCGCUUAGAAAGGCACACCACCUUCCUACAAAUAAAUAUUACUAAUA
Molecule: messenger RNA, 767 nt
Organism: Dermacentor albipictus
Lineage: Eukaryota; Metazoa; Arthropoda; Arachnida; Ixodida; Ixodidae
Source: RefSeq, a predicted model, not a curated record